This is a messenger RNA of Ceraceosorus guamensis, 2094 nucleotides long. RefSeq lists its product as hypothetical. NCBI's taxonomy places the organism in Eukaryota, Fungi, Basidiomycota, Exobasidiomycetes, Ceraceosorales, Ceraceosoraceae. Gene Ontology annotation, cellular component: GARP complex. The record is from RefSeq and is a predicted model, not a curated record. The transcript is spliced from 10 exons. Gene Ontology annotation, biological process: retrograde transport, endosome to Golgi. The annotation marks the transcript as partial.
CUCGCAGUCAAUGCCGUAUCGCAGCUCAGUCGACUGGCUCAGUCCAAGCGGUACGCAGAGUGCGCAUCAGCUCUCAGAGCCGUCGAGUCGCUCAAAGACAGUUUUGUGGGGUUCGCGGGCGUCGCUAGGCUCAGCAGGGUGGCGAGGGAGGUGGAGAUGUUAAAGGGGCAGCUGGAAAAGGAUGCAAGGGAGGAGUUUGAAAGAUUCUUUGGUCAGCCCAAUCCACCUCCUAUCAGCUCGACUAUCCUGCCAUCUGCUGCUCAGGCUAUUGCAGCCCUGGGUCCGCAAGCCUCGCAAUCCCUGCACGAUUUCUACACCACCCUCACGCUCAAAGAGUACAAGCGCAUCUUUCGCUCUACGGACGAAGCUGGUGGACUGGACAAUGUUUCGCGCCGGUAUGCUUGGUUCAGAAGAGUGCUGCGCACGUACGACGAGGAUCACGCUGCUGCGUUUCAUGUGGCUGGUUGGGAUGUGGGCAGGGAGCUGCUCAGGAGAUUCAGCGAGCAGACUAGGGAAGACUUGAGGAGCUUGCUCAUCAGGAUGGGCAAAGGUGCUAAUGUGGACGUGCUGCUGGAUGCCAUGAAUGCUACUUUGGAGUUUCAAACCGCCAUGGCUAGAAAGUAUGGGGGCAGCGUGAGGAAUGCCUCGGUCCCAGCUUUGACUGCAGCAACAUCUACAGGCCACUCUCUAUCCUCCACCUUCGAUCCGCAUCUCGGCAUCUUUGUGGAAGCGCAAGACAAGCGACUUCAAGAGAUGUUUGUCGGCUAUCGACAGAGCCUCAUCGCAGGAAUGCAAGAAGCCUCCUCUACCAUCGGCAUGCAAACCAGCUCCGGCUCGGUGGGCGGAGGCGCAGGGAGUGCGGUGCUAGCUUCCUCGACGGAGCUCUUCUACUUUUACAGACAGACGCUCGAAGCGUUUGCUCGUUUGAGCACGGGCGCCGCUUUCAGAGAUUUGUGCUUCGUAUUUUGCAAGUAUCUCAGGAUAUAUGCGGAGGAGGUGUUGCGCUUCGGAUUGAUCCAUCGAACGGAUCCUGCGAGCGCCUCUGGUCUGCCCACACCUAGGAGAUCCAACGAUACGAGGUACGGCGGCAGCGGCAGCAGAGAGAAUGAAAUGUACUUGGGAAGGAUUUGCAAGAUUGUCAAUACGGCGGAUUAUUGCGCUACGACGGCCGAUCAGCUCGCGGAAAAGCUGAGGGAAAAGGUGGAUGAAGGGUAUGAAAAGGAGAUUGAUUUGCAAAACGAAAAGGAGGGCUUUGUUGCCGUGAUCGCGCAGGGCAUUCAGGUCUUGUUGCGCGAAGCGGAUCAAGCUCUGGAAGUCCCUUUUCAGCAAAUGUUCCGGCCGAACAAUCCGUGGUCCACGCUCGUCGAAGCAUCGGGAAAGUCUCCUUACGUCGAUGAGCUAGCAUCUUCCCUCGAGCAUGUGGCUGUCGUGGUCAGGCUGGAGCUGGAGAACAAGCGAUUCGUGCGGAGCUGGUGCGAUAAGGCUGUUGGAACCAUCCUUGCCAGGUUCACGAACACCCUUGUCAGGUUGAAACCGCUGUCGAGCCUCGUUUCGAAACAAUUGCUGCUCGAUCUCAAAGAGAUCAGAUCGAUCCUGCUCGAGCUGCCUAGGUACUCCUUCUAUCAACGACACAUCACCAAGAGCACGCAGAGGCUGGAGAGCUUGCUGGAUCUGCUGUGCCUGGAGGAUCCUGGAGCGGAAGAGCUCAUCGAAAGGUACACCCAGCUGAUUGGCGAUAGGUCAUUCGGCAAUUUCCAAAAGAUCUUGGAUUUGAGGGGCGUGAGGAGGACGGAACAAAAUGGCAUCAUGGACACUUUUGUCACUUUGACAUCGCAGAACGAUCAAUUGUCCGAGACGUCUUUCCUCACUUCGUUGGACAUGGAUCCGCCCACCAACGCUACCACUCCUGGUCCCUUUUUGUCAUUUGCAGCUGCAGGCUCGACGGUGGAUGGAUCGUCGACACCUCCGCUCGGAAGAGGAAGCGCAUUCGAUCGAGAUUACAAUCCUACCGCUACUGGUGCGGCCAGAGCUUUCGGAGACCUGAAACGCUUUGGCAGCAUGCUUGUUGGACGGCGGGAAGAGGGUCGAAGAUAG